Molecule: messenger RNA, 840 nt
Organism: Parnassius apollo (apollo)
Lineage: Eukaryota; Metazoa; Arthropoda; Insecta; Lepidoptera; Papilionidae
Source: the annotation of a GenBank genome assembly
AUGCUUACAAUUUUCUACAGCAUAGGCUCAAAACCAUUAGAAAUAUGGGAGACACAUAUUAAAAAUGGUUAUGUAACAAGAUUUUUAGACCAAGAUAUAAAAUCGACGGUUUUAGAAAUAGGCAGCACUAAUGUAAGUACAACGUAUAUAAGCUGUCCUAAAGGAAACCAGGUUUUAGGUAUAACUAAGCCUUUUCUCGUGAUGAUAGUAAAGAAUUUAAAAAAGUAUUUUUCAUUCGAAGUCACCAUAUUAGAUGAUACUGGAACAAGACGAAGAUUUCGCGUGUCCAACUUUCAAAGUACAACUCAAGUAUUACCACUAUGUACGGUUAUGCCAAUUGGAUUGGCAGAUGAUUGGAACCAAAUCCAGUUUAACUUGGCUGAAUUCACUCGACGUGCUUAUAACAAGCAAUUUGUCGAAGUACAAAAAUUAAAAAUAAACGCUAAUAUACGUCUUAGGCGAGUAUACUUUACAGAAAAGUUGGUUCAUAUGGAUGAGUUACCACCCGAAUACAAAUUGUAUUUUCCUUUAGAACAUAAAGGUAAAAAAGAAAGCAAAAGACAAACUAGUAAAAUUUUAGAACCCUCAGAAUCGCAAAACGACAAGGUGACUGUUAAAAUUUCUGUUGCCAGUAUAUAUAAUAAAGAGCAAAAGAAUAGUAUAAAUAAUUCUAAAACCACAGUAAGAUCUUUUACAAGUCAUAAUAAUCAUUUCAAAAUUAAGGAUGUAAUGGAUAUAAAUGCAGAUGAGGUAACGCAACAAAAUUUUAUUUAUGAUGAUACUGUUAAACUUCUAGAGGAAAUUAUUGAAAAUGUUUUAAGAAUAACUAACAUAGCAUAA